Molecule: messenger RNA, 1081 nt
Organism: Drosophila ficusphila
Lineage: Eukaryota; Metazoa; Arthropoda; Insecta; Diptera; Drosophilidae
Exons: 1
Coding region: 108-965 (285 amino acids)
Source: RefSeq, a predicted model, not a curated record
AGCAGGCCUGGCAAGCCAAAUAAAUUAAAAAACUUAUAAAACUACAAAGUUCCAUCUUUCACCAAAAAAAGUCUAAAUUCCGUUUUGAAUAGCAGAAGUUUCGGCAAAUGUUUUGGUCAACCCUUGUUAAGGGCUUCUCCUUCCGGCAGAGCGGCUCUUCAAGUUCGGGAAAGCCGCCAAAGCCGCCCGGUCCUCCGGAUCCUCCAAAGCCACCCAAACCCCCACCGCCUCCCUCCGGAAAAAAGGAGUGCAAGGUACGGACGCACUGCAUUCCGGCUGCCUUUUGCAAAGAAGAAGAUAGGUUCAAAUCCAUGUGGGAUCCCCCGAAGAACCUUCCGCCGCCCUAUCCCUUCGUGGUUACCCGAUCCAACGAGCUUUGCUGCGGACCCAACUGCACCAAGCCGUUGCCCUCGUUCGACGAGCUGUACUACAGGCCCUCCUGCAAGGAUGGUCCCUUCCAGCGCCACUGGGUGGAGUGCCCCAAGUUCAUGAUCCGGCAGAAGAAGAUCUGCGCCUACGACAAGCUGGAGGCCCUCGAUCCCGCCCGUCGAGUGGCCAAGAGGCGCGACAGGGCCACUUUAGGUCCGGCCGCAGGACCCUGUCCCAUUUUCGCUCCUUUGGCGCGCUGCGUCCCAGGCCGUCGUCCGCCGAGAUGCCAUGCGGCCAAGACACCAAGCUGCUGCCGCAAACUGUGUGCCCCCAUGCCCUGCUGGUCGGAGUGCAAACAGCCUCCGUUGGCCAAGAGACCCUUCCGACCCCGCGAAUGCGAGUGCACCACUCCCCUCAGCCUCUGCGAUGCGGAACGGGGCCGCCAGUGGGUCAAGAUCCACGGCGAGAACCACGUCUGCCCCAGUGCCAUCAAGAGGGCCAAGAAGGCCAGAAAGGAAGCGCUCAAGAAACUGAAAAUGAGCAAGUUAAAGGCAAAGAUAGAGAAGCUAAAGGAAGAUGUGGACAAGGAAAAAUAAUAAAUUUUAACACUUUUUUUGUUGGCUUGUUACAAAAUAAAGACAGGGCAGAGAAACAUUCACCAGUUCCAUAUACCUAAGGAUAAGAAAAUAGACUUCCUUUCCCGAUAAAUCAA